GCAAAGAAGGUCUUGAAUAUCGUAAUGUUGAGACGAAGAUUAAGGACAAUGAAAUGUAUAAGCAUGGCUGUUAUAGUAAGGAUGGAAGUUGGGUAAACGUUAAUAUGGCGAAUCAAAAGGUUGAACAUAAAACCUACAAUUAUGUUAGCGAGGUUAUUAAUGAUACUAAAGCUGCCAGUAAUGAUGAAGGCAAAGCAUUUGAGCAUUAUUCGAGUCCAGUCGACGCAGAUAAAGCCGAUAAUAUUAGUCUUGUGAAGAGCAAGGUUCAAACGUCGGCUGUACGACUGAACGAAGAGGAGCAAACAAAGAGGAGCAAAAGCCGAAGAUCGUCUUGUGUUGAAAAUAAUAAUAAUAAUUGA
Racocetra persica is the source of this 359-nucleotide messenger RNA. The record is from the annotation of a GenBank genome assembly. Lineage: Eukaryota; Fungi; Glomeromycota; Glomeromycetes; Diversisporales; Gigasporaceae.